Messenger RNA from Hypoxylon trugodes, 783 nucleotides. RefSeq lists its product as uncharacterized. NCBI's taxonomy places the organism in Eukaryota, Fungi, Ascomycota, Sordariomycetes, Xylariales, Hypoxylaceae. Gene Ontology annotation, molecular function: acyltransferase activity, transferring groups other than amino-acyl groups. The transcript has 3 exons. The record is from RefSeq and is a predicted model, not a curated record. Bases 1 to 783 code for a protein of 260 amino acids.
AUGGAGCACGUAAGCAACAGUGUUUCCCUUGUUGAGCUGAAGAAGCGUUCUCUCAUUCCCCGACAAUGGGAGGGCCAAGUCCGUGCUAUAGGGAUAUCGGAGUACAAAGAAGCAGCGCUGUCUCUAGCGCAGGCCUUUGCUACUGAUGAACUGGCACAGUACCUCCUCGAUUCGGACGACAUGGUCGGUUGCGACGACGAAACUAAGUGGAGACUCCACGUCGAUAUCUUCAAUUACAUCGUCGCCGCCCACUGCUACAGGGGCAUCGUGACCACCAUCGGGCCGGAUUACGAGGGCGUGGCGCUCUGGAUGCCGCCGGGUCAAGAAAUGGAUGACUGGUUGACCACCAUCCGCAGUGGUAUGUGGAGACUCUACUAUCAACUGUCCGCCGAGGGCCGCAGGCGCUACUACCAGGAGCUUAUGCCGGUGCUCCACAACACGAAGCAAGAGAUCAUGGGCGAUAGGGAUAACGACUGCUACUACCUGGUCUACCUGGGCACCAAGCCAGCCGGCCAGCGUAGGGGCUACGCGAGGAAGCUCAUUGAUCAAAUGGCUGCUAAGGCCGAUGCCGAGGGCCGAGCCAUGUACCUCGAGUCGAGCUCGCUGAAGAACAACUCGUACUACAAGAAGUUCGGGUUCGAGAUCAAGAAGGACGUCUACCUCGGCGCCGACAGCAAGUCCCCCGUCCGCUUGACCUGCAUGGUCCGUGAGCCCCAGAAGCUGCCCAAGUCGAUCCCCAUCAAGCUCCACGGCGGUGCUUCUGCCGGGUUCAAGAAGAUGUAA